GGCCAACACGCACAUGAUUGACCAACGUGUUUCGCACGUGUGAACAAAGUGUUUUGGGUCAUUAAGAUAUUCAAGUGCCUUUUAACUUUAUAGAUUCAUAUAUAUAUAUAUAUAUCCAUAAAAGAGAAGAUGGACAUCCCUCUUCAUCUACGACUGGCGUAUGCAGGCCGAUUUUCCGACCCCUACGCUGACGGACGGCCGACAUUCCCCAACGCGCCGGUUGUCGGACAUAACUCAUCACCAGCAUUGCAAGGCGUUUCCUGGCUCAGCAGCCUUGUACAAAACUUGGAGUCCAACCGCAGACAGGAUAACGAAGCGUUUCUUAUCAGAAAACGCAACGUUGCCGAUGAUGAUGUUGGUGCAAGGUCCGUGGAGCGUGCUGCAUCGCCGCGAGAAGAGAACAAAAACGGAACACAGACAAAGGAUGACUCACCUACAACUACCUCUUUGCCUUCGCCCAUUCCUUUGCGGUCGAUCACCGCACAUGAAGCGUGUCCUCCAUUUACAGGGUCGUCGGCAGUACUUUCGUUGGAACCCCUUGAUGCGGAAGGGGCUCGCUCCCCUCUCCAAGUGGAAAUCAGGUCACCGUCGAGCACAGCACACGUACAUAUCGCAGAAUCCUCGACAAAAGCAGAUGACCACGCACACGAGGAACCGAAUAAAGGAACAGAUGCCACUGUUCAGGCGGACGUUGUCGUUGAUAACGCGACGAGGCAGCACAACGUUGUGAUUCAGGCGCAACUUGUUGGCACACACGAAGCCCUCCUUGCAGGCGUCGUCACAUCACUUGAGCGUCGCCUGCAAGAGUGCGUGCUCAAGACGCUCGCGUUAGACGACGCGAAUCAACAGCUCAUUUGUGCUUUUCAGCUGCCGACCGACACUUCAACUGGCAUCGACGUGCCCUCACGUCCUCCUGUUGUUCAUCCAAUACCUUUGCAAGGGUUUCCCGAGAAGCUGCUCAACGCAUCUGCUCCCAUAGCAACACCUCUUCUCAGCCGUGAUGGUGCACAGUCCUCACCAGCAGCCGCUGCGAAUUCCAAUCCCGCCCUUGUCGCCAACCGCAGCGAAAGAAGUUUCUCCGACGAGGCGAAGAAGGAGCUCGCCCUACAUCUCUACGCGCUGCGGCACCAAGUCGUGCAGAUGCGCGAGCAGCUCGACGUCCAUGAAGCGACGCACGCUCGGCGGCUAAACGCAAUGAAAGCGGCGCCAAAAGACGCGUCGAAUCGAGACACGGUCCGGGUGGAAAUCGUCAAGGCCUAUCCGGACGAGCCGAUGCCCUAUCGCAGGGGUCCGUGGAGGCCGGCCAACUUUGCCGCUGCGUCGGCGAACCGCCGUGGAGGCAGAAAGGAAGGAAGAGAGAGGGGCACGAGGGACGAAACGUACUCCUCUGACGACUUCACAGGCGGCUCCUCGUCCGCGGCGGACUCGUCUGGCAUAUCAACGGAGACGGACAGCAGCGGCAACACAUCUGCGGAAUCGGGCGUGCAGGUGAAGGAAGCGUUUGGUAGUGCAGGGAAGCGUGGUCCUGUUGCCGUCGUUGGAGCAAAGGCUGAGAUACCAAGAGCGGACAGCGACAGCAGUCUCAGCAGCACCGAGGGUCUCUUCCGGAGGCGUCAAGCGGCAGCGCUGCAGGCUCGACUGCAGCGCACGGCUGCUGCUACCCGUCCAAAAAAUAGCUACAACGCGACCACUUCCUCUACUUCUUAUUCUUCUUCCGACGAUUCUUACAGCAGCCGAUCAGAAACCUCCACAAUACCCAGGUGA
Leptomonas pyrrhocoris is the source of this 1764-nucleotide messenger RNA. RefSeq lists its product as hypothetical. The record is from RefSeq and is a predicted model, not a curated record. The transcript has a single exon. NCBI's taxonomy places the organism in Eukaryota, Euglenozoa, Kinetoplastea, Trypanosomatida, Trypanosomatidae. The coding region runs from base 130 to 1764 and encodes 544 amino acids.